AUGUUGUUCGACGAGGCAGACUCCGAGCUGCUGAAGACGUGGACCAUCAAAAAGCUCGAGGCCAUCGACUCCGACGCGGAUGCGGACGUCCUCGCCGACUAUGUUCUCGCGCUGGUCAAGACAGACGAUCCCGUCGGCGUCGCAAAGGCCAACUGCACCGAGAACCUGCGCGAUUUUCUGAACGAGAAGGCCGAUCGCUUCGUCGACGAGCUCUUCCAGGCACUCACUACCAAAUCAUACGAUCCGUCCCGACCACCACCGAAGCCCACCGCGCCCGCCUACCGACCACCACGCCGAGCCGGCUUCGAGCGCGAGCCUCCGCAGGUACAGACCGCCGGCAAGAAGCGCUCCUACCACGAUUGGGAUCGCGAUGAUUCUCAAGGCGGCAGAUACAUGGGCGGUGACAGACCCGUGAAGCAAGCGCGGAGAGGCGGCAGAGGCGGGCGCCAGCAGUUUGGACAGUACUCUCUGCCGCUGCCUCCAACUCCUCCCCCAGGCAUGCCAGCAUGGGAUCUAAACAAUCCCUUUGCGUCGCUCCAAGCUAUGUAUCAGGCUAUGGGCAUGGUGCUGCCACCGGAGUCCGCCAUGCCUCAGCCGCCCUCGAGAAGCAAUAGAUGCCGGGACUACGACAAAAAGGGCUUCUGCACGAGAGGCGCAACCUGUCCCUAUGAACACGGCGACCAUGUCAACAUCAUUACUGGCGAUGAGUAUGAUCCGACCAAUCCAGGCGUUUUGAACGUGCAGCCAGUGCGGACUGGAGUUGUCAGCACCUCUCCCGCCAAGACCAACCGUAGUUCACAAAGUGGACGAGGCAAGAAUUGGAGGGCCCCAAAGCGCUCCGAAUUCUCUCGCCUGGGCCCGAACUACGACAAGUCGAUCAUGUCUAUCGUUGUAGAGCAGAUUCCCGAGGAGAACUUCGAUGAGCAGACCGUCCGCGACUUCUUUGGCGACUUCGGUAAUAUUGAACAAGUUACGCUGCAUGCGUACAAGCGAGUUGCCAUAGUCAAGUACUACAGCUACGAUUCGGCUAGGGCUGCAUAUGACUCUCCAAAGGUCAUCUUUGACAAUCGCUUUGUAAAGGUCUAUUGGUAUAAAGACGAGACUUCUUUGCCGCAUUCUACCAAAUCUCUCCGGCCUAACGAGCAGAGCGCAGAUGAGGAUAUGAAUGAAGACGAGCCGCCACUCGACAUGGCGCAAAUCGCAAAGCAGCAGGAAGAAGCCCAGCGGAGACAUGACGAGAGGAAGCUGAAAGCUGAAGAAGCGCAAAAACAAAAGGAUGCUUUCGAGGCGCAAGUAAAAGCUCUCGAGGAGCAGAAGAGGAAGAUGCUAGCCAGAGUGGCGAAGAAGGAAGGCAAGCCUAUCCCGGAAGAGAGCGAGUACACUAAAGCGCUCAGAGAGCAACUCGCAAAGCUCGAAGCUGAAGCUUUGACAUUGGGCAUUGACCCCCACGCGGCCACCAAUGAUCUGCACAACCCCAACGAUUAUUCUCGAGGCAGAAGUGGCUACAGAGGACGGCCGCGAGGUCGUGGCGGCUAUAAUGCCAGCUUCCGUGGCGGCUGGGCUGCGGGAAGAGGAGGCGCCGUGAAAAGACUCGAUAACAGACCCAAGACAAUAUGCGUGGCAUUCACGGAAGGCACAUAUGAUGAGCAUGAAGAGGCUCUCCGCUCGUGGCUUCUUGUUCAUGCAUCGGAGACGACUGCGAUGAGCAAACACCCGAGCAGGCAGGACGCCGCACUGAUCGCGUUCGAAGAGCGCUAUCUGGGCGAGAACUUCCACGCUUCUGUAGCGUCGCCGAGCUUUCCACUCUCCGGCAAAGUCGAGCUGUCCUGGUAUGCGGCGCCCAAUGCCUCAAUCACUAAUGGAACAUCAACAGACGUUCAAAUGGAGCAUGCAAGCGACUCGAACGACAUGCAUGGUCGAGAGGACGAACAGCAUGAUGCGCGAGACCUUGAUGUUGCAGAUGAAGACGACCGCUGGGGAUGA
Molecule: messenger RNA, 1983 nt
Organism: Pseudocercospora fijiensis CIRAD86
Lineage: Eukaryota; Fungi; Ascomycota; Dothideomycetes; Mycosphaerellales; Mycosphaerellaceae
Exons: 1
Coding region: 1-1983 (660 amino acids)
Biological process (GO): mRNA processing
Cellular component (GO): nucleus
Molecular function (GO): RNA binding; metal ion binding
Source: RefSeq, a predicted model, not a curated record